Messenger RNA from Solanum pennellii, 1423 nucleotides. Its product is annotated as protein FAR1-RELATED SEQUENCE 7. Lineage: Eukaryota; Viridiplantae; Streptophyta; Magnoliopsida; Solanales; Solanaceae. The coding region runs from base 397 to 1146 and encodes 249 amino acids. The record is from RefSeq and is a predicted model, not a curated record. The transcript has 3 exons.
AUAAAUUGAGAAAUUAUUUUUAAACCAUUUUCUAGGAGAGCGUUUUGGAUAGUUGAAUUGUGUGAGAUCAGAAGGCGUUUGGCCAAAAAUCGGAGCAAACACGUCCUCCUUUUCGGCAGGGCAGACAAACUGCCGGUGUGUGGAACCAGAAGCAACAGAAUUGUUAUUGACAAUUGGGGAUUUGGAUGUAUAUAUAAUACUUAGUAAGAAAGUAGCCGCAUUUCUCUGUACAUAUUGUGGAGGUUGAAACAACUAGUCUUACCAAUUUGUUGAAUAGGGCUUGCAGUUCCAGUUUUUCAAACCCCUUGAUCUAAUUUGCCGUAAAACUAACACUUUAUCUUCCUUUCUCUACCCAUACUACUUGUGCUAUCUCAUAUUUAGCUUUACCCUCGUGCCAUGGCAGUGGAUGAAAGCAAUAAUCAUGAUGAUGAGAUGGUACAGACUUCAAGUCCAAAGGAGUUCACCACAAAUCAAGGUUGUUUUAAUGUCGCAGAUAAUGCAACAGAUGAUGUGGGGAUUGUAGAGACUUCAACUGAGAAGGAGUUUACUCCAAAUGGUCUUGAAGUUGAAGGACGCUCAAAUAUGGAACCUUAUGUGGGUAUGGAAUUUGAAUCAGAAGAAGCUGCUAAAGCAUACUAUAGCACAUAUGCCACACAUUUAGGCUUUAUCAUGCGAGUAGAUGCAUUUCGACGAUCUAUGCGUAAUGGAGAGUUGGUGUGGCGUCGACUUGUCUGUAAUAAAGAGGGUUUUAGUAAAAGUAGACAAAGUCAGAAUGGAAAAAAAAAGUGCAGAGCAAUUAGGGAAGGAUGUAAGGCAAUGAUAAUUGUGAAGAAAGAACAAUCUGGAAAAUGGCUUGUUGCCAAAUUAGUGAAGGAACACAAUCAUGAACUGGUUGUCAAACCUGUUAAUACCCCUAAAGGUGCAAUCUUAUGUCAAACACCGGAUGAUAAAGAUGUCAAGAUCCGGGAAUUAACAGCAGAGUUACAGAAGGAGCGUAAAAGAUCUGCAGCUUUACAGGAGCAGCUAGAUAUGCUUUUGAAAGAUAUGGAGGAUCACUCAGAUCAACUGUCAAAGAACAUUAAUGGCAUAGUUAAAAGUGUGAAAGAAUUGGAAUCAAGAAAAAUUGUCUUUCCAAAUGUCCGAUAGCUUGUUUAGCCUUUUCCCCUUUCUUUCCAUUUUUCUUUGGAAAAUAGUAACAUAGGCCUGUAAAUUAUUCAGAUGUUUUAGUUAAACCUUUUGUGCUGUUAAUUGAAACAGAAUCCUUUAUACUCUUGCUUUUUAAUUGUAAAAAUCCUUGUCAGUUACCAUCAGUGCGGUGUCAUGUGCAAGAGCAUUUUGGCAUGCACGGGUGUAGCCUAAUGGCAAUGAAAUGGGUGAAGAAGACCUUAGAGAGUCCUGAAUAGAUAAAAACCAUUUGGUUGUU